Messenger RNA from Gadus macrocephalus (Pacific cod), 4367 nucleotides. Its product is annotated as E3 ubiquitin-protein ligase NEURL1-like. The coding region runs from base 320 to 1015 and encodes 231 amino acids. Lineage: Eukaryota; Metazoa; Chordata; Actinopteri; Gadiformes; Gadidae. Gene Ontology annotation, molecular function: ubiquitin protein ligase activity. The record is from RefSeq and is a predicted model, not a curated record. The transcript has 3 exons. Gene Ontology annotation, biological process: negative regulation of Notch signaling pathway; nervous system development. Gene Ontology annotation, cellular component: postsynaptic density; plasma membrane.
CCAUGGCAGUCAUAGCGUUAACGUCGCUCACCACCACAGUCUCCACCUUUUAUGUUAAUGCAAGUGUGAGUGACUCGUGGUACAUAGAGCGAUCAGUGGAUGGUAGGGGGGAGUGUCCCUAUACAUAGGCUAUUGCUCUGCAGCGCUGCUGGAGGUGCGGGCUGCUCUGUCUGUCUACUGUUUAUGUAUUCCAGUAAAAAAAAAAGAGGCUCGUUUUGGGAUGUGAAGGUCUAACCAUGCCACCGACGCUGCCGUAAGCCUGCACAACGACAUGUUCUGAUUAAUCGAUCGGCUACCGGCGAUAGGCAGGAAUACAGCCAUGGGUGGGCAGUUAACGCGAAAUGCCCUGUACGACUCGCUCGGGGGACCCUUCCCGUCCACCUCCCACCGCUGUCACCACAAGCCCAAGCACUGCCUGCCCAUCCAGUGUGGCGGGGGUCUGGCCGGGGCCAUGGUCACCAGCCCGCUCCUCUUCCACCCCAGUGCCAAGGGCUCCCAGAUCGUCAUGGACCCCGGCCAGAGGAUGGUGAAGAGGCAGGCCAGCUUCUGCAACGCCAUCACCUUCACCAACCGGCCCGUCUCCACGUACGAGCAAGUCCGCCUCAAGAUCACCAAGAAGCAGUGCUGCUGGAGCGGAGCCCUGCGCCUGGGCUUCACCUCCAACGACCCGUCGCGGAUCAACCCCGAGAACCUGCCCAAGUACGCCUGCCCCGACCUGGUGUCCCAGAGCGGCUUCUGGGCCAAGGCGCUGCCCGAGGAGUUUGCCAACGAGGGCAGCGUCGUGGCCUUCUGGGUGGACAAGAAGGGCCGCGUGUUCUACCGCCUCAACGACUCCAGCCCCAUGCUGUUCUUCAGCGGCGUGAGGACCGCCCAGCCACUCUGGGCGCUGGUCGACGUGUACGGCCUCACGCGCGGCUUGCAGCUGCUAGGUAAGAUGCUGGCUGGAAGAGGAUGUGCUACAACUUGUGCAGCGUCUUAUCCUAGCUAUCUUUGUCGGAUACGGGGAAUGGAUUAACCUAGCGAUUGUAAAUGCUUGGAACUUGUUGCUAUCAAUAUCUUUACUGUAACGACAGCGAUAUGUUGUUGUUUCUCUUUCUUCUGACGAAUGUUCAUAUUGUAAGGCACUUUGGAUAAAAGCAUCUGCCAAAUGCCCUCUUUUGAUGUCGGAUCGGGGCUACGGAUGAUGACGUUGUUUCAUCGAGAAUCAGGGAUUGCUUGAUCAAUCAGCUUUUUCAAAAGGUUUUGGGUGAGUUUUAGAUUUGCGAUUGAGAAGAAUGUGUGAAUGUGUUUGAAUGGUUGUCGUACAGUAUUUGGAUUUGGGUAGUUAUGACAGUUAGACAUUACCAAUUAGCAAGAGCAAUACCAUCAAACCUGUUUCACUGGCAUCAGUUGUGUUACUGGUUUGAGUGUAAACACUGCCUUGCAUCUCCUCUUUCCCUGCAGGCACUCUAUUAAACUAUGCCUUUAACUGCUCAAAUACCAUGUGUUCAUCUGGUUUUACUUAAAAAUGUGACAUAUAUAUAUUGCAGUGCUCUCCAGCCAUACUAUCUAAACCGUACUAAGUGUGAAUGCACUUGGCUCCCUGAGUUUAGCUUCUUAUAAACAGCUUCCCUACAAGCAGGUCGCCCAUAAAACCAUACGUUAAAAGUAACACCUUUGAGUUAUCGAAAUCCAAUAGUUAAAGGAGCGGUUGCUAUCUUUACACAUCCUAUAUUUGCCGCCCCCUACGUUUGAGCACGUGACAAGGACAUGACAGCCAAAACAAGCCAGGCUAUCCGAAAUAGGCACGUUAGCUUAGCAUACGUAUCCACAUGGCUCCCCACUGGGCAUAGCAUGGGGAUAGCAUAGCCAGAUGCACGCUAGGGUUAGGGAUGGAAUGCGUUGUACGUACUUAGAUUUGUAUCGCUAUUCCUUAGAGGUGCAUGGCUAUCCCACCCUCCUUCCCCUGAGCAGAAUGAGCUUGUGGGGGAGGGGGAGGUAACACCCUCAAUCCUAAUUAUGCGCAGUGUUGAUGGACAGAGGAUCUCUCGGCUCGCACGAAGGGGGAUGCUAGGUGUGGGUGUGUGUGUGUGUAAGUGAGUGAGUGAGUGAGUGAGUGAGUGAGUGAGUGAGUGAGUGAGUGAGUGAGUGAGUGAGUGAGUGAGUGAGUGAGUGAGUGAGUGAGUGAGUGAGUGAGUGAGUGAGUGAGUGAAUGAGUGUGUGUGUGUGUGUGUGUGUGUGUGUGUGUGUGUGUGUGUGUGUGUGUGUGUGUGUGUGUGUGUGUGUGUGUGUGUGUGUGUGUGUGUGUGUGUGUGUGUGUGCGUGCGUGCGUGCGUGCGUGCGUGCGUGCGUGCGUUAUCAGCUGCACGCUUCGACCGAAAAUGGAUUCCUGUGACAACCGCCACUAAAUAUAUAUUGACGGGCGCCUCCGAAACCACAAUGCCAAACUACAUAAGACACAAAUAAAUCCAUUAUACGUCGCCGAAACUAUUCAAAGAAAAAGGAAAAACUCCUCGCCAGCAAAAAAUAAGAAAACGGUUGUAAAACAACUUGAAAAGCAAUAACACUUAGAAGAAUACAGUGAAUUUGUCCCAGAGUCGGUGCUCCAUCAAGUCGAAACAACUCGGACCGCUGCUUCCCAUCCAUUUGGAUGUAUGGGUAGUUUCCAGGCAGGCUAUAUUAAGGACUGCCUACAAGUCCAACCUAGUGACUGCGUGGGGGGGGCGCUACCUGACAUCUGCCUACACCAACAGGACCCCAACAGUGUUGGAACAGUGUGGAAGCAGAGGCCUGUGAGUGAGGGGGCCGGGGCACUUGAGAAAGGCUUAGGUAGGAAUACACUUGGUAGGGCAAGAAUAGGUCAUGUGUGAUCUACGCCGGUACUCAGUGAAGCUUUUGUUUAUUCUUAGAAUACAGCUUCAGGUGCUUUAUUCAUGGUUUCUGGUUUGUUUUUGUGGUAUUUGAAGACUUGCUUUUAACGACACUGUCCCUCCAGCAUUGCGGGGACGAAGCAAAAGAACAAAUUGUCCGUGAAUUUAGAAUAUUGUAUAUGUGAAUGUGCACACUCAUCGCUCAGUGUUUGGCAGUCGCAAUUUAAAAAAAGACUACAAUUACAAAAUGUUCCGAAAAACAUCACAAGAGUGGUGUGUGAUUUGAGUGGGAAGAAGAUACGGACAGAGACACACACAUGUGUUUGUGAUGGACUGUGUCUGAUUACGAACGAAGGGGAAUACAAUAUAGGCCGGGUAUAAUCCUGGUGGGAGAGCUGUAUCCCUCUCGCUCGUUGGCGCCAAAAGGCCAGAAAAGCUGACUUUGAUCUGUCAUGGUUCUGAAGGCUGCUUCUGAAUCUCUCUCUCUCUCUCUCUCUCUCUCUCUCUCUCUCUCUCUCUCUCUCUCUCUCUCUCUCUCUCUCUCUCUCUCUCUCUCUCUCUCUCUCUCUCUCUCUCUCUCUCUCUCUCUCUCUCUCUCUCUCUCUCUCUCUCUCUCUCUCUCUCUCUCUCUCUCUCCAUCGUCCUCCCAUACACACAGCAUACACACACACGCACACACACAUAUAUCCCUUAACACAAACACAUGCAAUCACCCCUUAACAUACACAUAUACAUACACUAACAAACACAGAGACACACACACAACCCUUAACACAGACACACACGCACACACCCCUAAACACAGCUUACACAAACAAACACACACACGCACCCUUUAACCCACAAACACAUGCACACACAUGGACACAACCCUACACACAGCAUACACAAACAAACACACCCACACACAUCCCUUAACACAAACACACUUGCACACACCCCUACACACUCACCAUACACAAACAAACACACACACACCCCUAAACACAGUAUGCACAAACAAACACACACACCCCUUAACACAAUCACACAUGCACACAACCCUACACACAGCAGACACAAACAAACAAACACACACACACAGACACACACCCCUUACCACACUCACACAUGCACACACAGCACACACAUGCAGACACCCCUACACACAAUGGGGUCAUACAAGACACAGGCAAGACAGUCAUUCCAGCUGUUUAGCGAAUCCAGCUGUGGUCAGAAGAGGCCCAUGGGUGGAACUCUAGGCGUACCAGAGACAGAGAGAGAGCUCUCCCAGCAGGCCAUCGCUCCAGGAGCCACUAAAACACACCAGUCAGCCAGCAAAGGGCCUGCAACCAAAACCAGGAAACAACCCAGGCCCAAACCCCAAUGAAGCCCCACGCUCUGUUGAAUUUGAGCAAUACCAGCACUGAUGUCAACUGAUCUUCCUCGAAUAACCUCUGCUCACAAGCGGGAGGAGGAGGAGGAGGAGGAGGACUAGGAGAAGGAGGAAGAGAUGGAGGAGGAGGAAGAGGAGAGGGA